Molecule: messenger RNA, 407 nt
Organism: Otolemur garnettii (small-eared galago)
Lineage: Eukaryota; Metazoa; Chordata; Mammalia; Primates; Galagidae
Product: histone H2A type 1-like
Exons: 1
Coding region: 13-405 (130 amino acids)
Cellular component (GO): nucleosome
Molecular function (GO): structural constituent of chromatin; DNA binding; protein heterodimerization activity
Source: RefSeq, a predicted model, not a curated record
GGUAACUUGAUAAUGUCUGGACGCGGUAAGCAGGGCAGCAAAGCUCGCGCCAAAGCCAAGACCCGCUCUUCCCGGGCCGGACUCCAGUUUCCUGUGGGCCGAGUGCAUCGCCUGCUCCGCAAGGGAAAUUAUGCUGAGCGGGUCGGAGCUGGUGCUCCAGUGUACUUAGCAGCUGUUCUGGAGUACCUGACCGCCGAGAUCCUGGAGCUGGCAGGCAAUGCUGCCCGAGACAACAAGAAGACGCGCAUUAUCCCGCGCCAUCUGCAGCUGGCCAUCCGCAACGACGAGGAGCUGAAUAAGCUGUUGGGUAAAGUCACCAUUGCGCAGGGCGGAGUCCUGCCCAACAUCCAGGCGGUGCUGCUGCCCAAGAAAACCGAGAGUCACCACAAGGCUAAGGGCAAAUGAGG